Rhipicephalus microplus (southern cattle tick) is the source of this 1498-nucleotide messenger RNA. Its product is annotated as E3 ubiquitin-protein ligase RNF170. Gene Ontology annotation, molecular function: ubiquitin protein ligase activity; metal ion binding. The record is from RefSeq and is a predicted model, not a curated record. Lineage: Eukaryota; Metazoa; Arthropoda; Arachnida; Ixodida; Ixodidae.
UGUGGCAGCCGUUUUUCUGCUCAUGCGGCAGGCAUCUUCUAGAGGAGGCGUUGAAUAUACAUACUCAGUAUAUUAACCAUGUGCGUGUGUGGGCGCAACAUGGCUCUUUAGCAGUUACGUGCAUGCAUUUUUCGGUGAGCCCCGUUUCGAAAGCCCUGUGAUGAUUGUGUUUGCGUGGUCAUGUUCGCCGACGACGCUGAGGGCCUAAUCGAAGGCGUCGGAAACGAGGUCCUCUUCACAGUCCCCGUCGUUGCGGCCGUCGUCUUCGGCCUGCUCUGUUUUGCCGGAUUCCACGAAAAAGGACUGGGCUUGGGCAGAGAUGGGAAACAUGUUCGGCAUGUCGACAGCCACAUCACAGCAGACGAGGCUAACGAGAGGUGGCAGCAACGGAGGCAGCUUUUGUCAAGUCCACUGCCAGCCGCAUCUACAAGGGCGAGGCUGGACAAUGGGGCUGCGUUGCCUGCACGUGGCAGCAUGGCAGCGCACUAUGGAUCGGACGCGCAGUGCCCCAUCUGCCUGGGCGAGCCCCGACACUCCGUGGAGACCAACUGUGGACACCUCUUCUGCGCUAGCUGUCUCGUCUCCUACUGGCACCAUGGCAACUGGAGAGGGGCAGUCAGGUGUCCGGUGUGCCGGCAACAGGUGUCUGUGAUGCUGCGCUGUUUCCAAGACCAACACUUGCCAGAUGAAACGGAUGCACAGCGUGAGGAAAGAGCUCGCCUGCUUCGAGACAUCAAUGACUACAACCGCCGAUACUCAGGGGAGCCCCGGCCAUGGCUGGACCACCUGCGAGACCUGCCGACAUUGCUGCGCCAUGUGGGCUCCGAAUUCUUCUCCAUGGGCGGCAUCAUGUACAUGUUUCGAUUGCGCAUUGUGCUCUGCUUUGUGGCUGCCAUCAUGUACCUCAUUUCGCCGCUGGACAUGAUUCCGGAGGCCAUCUUUGGCAUCCUCGGUCUGCUAGACGACCUGUUUGUGGUGCUGCUUCUUGCCAUCUAUGUGACUGUCAUCUAUAGGCGGUUCCUGGCCACUCGUUGGCAAGAGGACACUACCUGAAUUUGACUACAGAGGCGUACUGUGAUGCGCACUGUGUACACGUGACUAGGUGUGCUACAGUUUCUAAGGAAACCAUUCUGGGCGUCUUUUAUCGACAAUGUAUGGUUAUGGUGCACUCUAAUUUACAGGGAUUUCUCCUGUUAUGAAAUGCUGCUGCAGACAUUGUAAGGUAUGCAAUGCUGCAGGGCACUGCUCGGUAUUCGCGCACUGCUCCUAACUCUCUGUAGGGCAGCGUUGAUCAUUGUACACUGUCAGGUGAGUGGUGCCAGUCGUGACUAUGAGAAAGCCUUUGUGCAAGCGACAGUAGCUCAGACAGGGUAUCGCAGAUGAGUUAGGGCAUGCUGUCCUUACAGCGGUGUUUGCCUCCACAUUCUGCAAAAGUCCACUCAACUAACAUUGCACCUACUGUUUGUUACGAAAUAAAUCCUUGUUAUUCAAAAAAUGA